UGGUCUGCAGUUCCUUGCCAGCUAAAGUUCUCUUUUGCACCCCCGUGUCUUGUGGGUCGGUUGAAGGGCUUCUGAGCAGGAAAAGAGACACCUGACUCCCCACAAUGGCAGCAAUUCUCCUCCGGUCACUUUCGAACAAGAAGGCACCCCUCCAGCUGGGUCGCAUGUGUUACUCCUCCUCCUCAGUGCCCACCGCCAAGCUGUUCAUUGACGGCAAGUUUGUCGAGUCCAACACUUCUGAAUGGCUUGACAUUCACAACCCCGCCACUAAUGAGGUGGUGGGACGCGUUCCCAAAGCUACCCAGGGGGAAAUGCUGGCAGCUGUCAACUCCUGCUCCAAAGCCUUCCACUCCUGGUCUGAGACCUCCAUCCUCAGCAGGCAGCAGAUCUUCCUUCGCUACCAGCAGCUCAUCAAGGAUAACAUUAAAGAAUUGGCUAAGAGUAUCACGCUGGAGCAGGGCAAAACUCUUGCUGAUGCAGAGGGAGAUGUAUAUAGAGGACUGCAGGUGGUCGAGCACGCCUGCAGCAUUACAUCCCUCAUGCUGGGGGAAACCUUACCCUCCAUCACCAAGGACAUGGACACUUACACCUACCGGCUGCCCAUCGGUGUGUGUGCUGGCAUCGCCCCUUUUAAUUUCCCCGCCAUGAUUCCUUUGUGGAUGUUUCCCAUCGGCAUGGUAUGUGGUAACACCUACCUGAUGAAGCCCUCUGAACGGGUCCCAGGAUGCACCAUGCUCUUGGCCAAAAUGCUCCAGGAUGCUGGGGCACCAGAUGGUACACUCAACAUCAUCCACGGCCAGCACGCAGCCGUGAACUUCAUCUGUGACCAUCCUGCCAUCAAAGCCAUCAGCUUCGUUGGAUCCAACCAGGCUGGCGAGUACAUCUACGAGCGGGGCUCCAAGAACGGCAAGAGAGUGCAGUCCAACAUGGGUGCCAAGAACCAUGGUGUGGUGAUGCCUGAUGCCAACAAAGAGAACACCCUCAACCAGCUGGUGGGUGCUGCUUUUGGAGCAGCUGGCCAGCGCUGCAUGGCUCUCUCCACUGCUAUUUUUGUAGGGGAGUCUCGUGAAUGGCUCCCAGAGCUGGUGGAGCGCUCCAAAUCACUGCGUGUAAAUGCAGGUGAUCAGCCUGGGGCAGAUGUGGGUCCCCUGAUCUCUCCGGAGGCCAAGGCCAGGGUGGAGACUUUGAUUCAGAGUGGAGUGAAUGAGGGUGCCAAGCUGCUGCUGGAUGGGAGAAAUGUCAACGUCAAAGGAUAUGAAAAUGGAAACUUUGUAGGACCCACCAUUUUGGGCAAUGUCACGCCGGACAUGACAUGUUACAGGGAGGAGAUCUUCGGACCAGUGCUUGUCGUCCUGGAGGCUGACAGUCUUGACGAUGCAAUUUCUUUAAUCAACAACAACCCCUACGGCAAUGGCACCGCCAUCUUCACCACCAAUGGAGCCACAGCACGCAAAUACACACAUGAAGUGGAUGUUGGCCAGAUCGGCGUGAAUGUGCCCAUCCCGGUUCCCCUUCCCAUGUUUUCCUUCACCGGUUCCAGAGGCUCAUUCAGAGGAGACACCAACUUCUAUGGCAAGCAGGGCAUCCAGUUCUACACUCAGAUCAAGACGGUGACAUCACAGUGGAAGGCUGAGGAUGCUACUGUGACAAGCCCAGCUGUUACCAUGCCAACCAUGGGACGCUAAGCUAAAAUGACAGUACAUCCAGCAUAACCUUCAGUGACUUCUCAUAUGCCUUAAGAAGAAUCCUGUGGAGGGGAUGGCAAAAAAAGUUACCUGGUAUUUUUACUGUGGGGGGAUAAUUAGUCGGUGAUUGUUUAAACUCUGAACAUCCUGGACACUGUUGUAGCAAAAACUCAAACUCUACACCUCCUACGGAGAAGGUGAAGAUGACUUGCACUUUUGCCAUGAAUGGUGCAGUCAGUCUUCACGGGUGUGUUGUAUUUUGUACCCGUUUUCUCCCUCUCACUUCCUGUACUGACCGGAGAGAGUUAAUCAUGAUCAUGAUAUCACAUUUCUGAAAACCUACAGGAGAAAUCAAAAAGAUCAGGGAUGCUGCUUCUUAGCAGUCACAGUAAACGUCUUCCACUAGUGUUCUCUGUGGUCCUGUAACUUGUUCUGUUUAUCAGAGCACUGUGUAGAUACUUGAAAAGUAGAUAUAAAUGGAUCAAAUGUUACAAUAGAACAUGGACACACCCACUCUCUCUCUCCGUCACUCCAUUAAGACUGAAAAUGUGGUCGCAGCUCUUGUACUCUCACUGUGUAUCCUGUACUGUGAAGUGUUGUACUUGGCGUGUCUCCUGUGUAGGAUAGAGGUUUAGUUUUGUACUUACUGUAUUCAGAGUGAUACUUUUUUUCCCUGGUCAUGAAUGGUAUAGAAAUUAAAUUGCAGUGUUUUACAUGUUAUGAACUUGGAAUCUGGUAUGUUUAUAGGUCAGUAAUGAUGAAAUUGCGGGGAUGAAACUGUUUGUAUUUGCGCUGCUAGACACAUUUUCAUCCAGAGUGUGAAAGCUACUUCAAACUUUGUCCCCUUCACCUCUCUCUUACGUCUUGAUGGUGCAGAUUAAGAGACACGUAUUUGAGCCUAUAUUUCAUUGUUUCAAUAAAGACUAGUUUGACUCAA
Molecule: messenger RNA, 2622 nt
Organism: Thunnus maccoyii (southern bluefin tuna)
Lineage: Eukaryota; Metazoa; Chordata; Actinopteri; Scombriformes; Scombridae
Product: methylmalonate-semialdehyde dehydrogenase [acylating], mitochondrial-like
Exons: 12
Coding region: 105-1685 (526 amino acids)
Biological process (GO): L-valine catabolic process; thymine catabolic process
Cellular component (GO): mitochondrion
Molecular function (GO): methylmalonate-semialdehyde dehydrogenase (acylating, NAD+) activity; malonate-semialdehyde dehydrogenase (acetylating, [NAD(P)+]) activity
Source: RefSeq, a predicted model, not a curated record